This is a messenger RNA of Nyctereutes procyonoides (raccoon dog), 3537 nucleotides long. It is a transcript of the gene TWNK, whose product is annotated as twinkle mtDNA helicase. Gene Ontology annotation, biological process: mitochondrial DNA replication. The coding region runs from base 630 to 2684 and encodes 684 amino acids. The transcript is spliced from 5 exons. Gene Ontology annotation, cellular component: mitochondrion. The record is from RefSeq and is a predicted model, not a curated record. Gene Ontology annotation, molecular function: ATP binding; 5'-3' DNA helicase activity; single-stranded DNA binding. Lineage: Eukaryota; Metazoa; Chordata; Mammalia; Carnivora; Canidae.
UUCCGCGGUCACCGCGGGAGGCGCGCCAGUGACCCACGUUGUGGGCUAGAGUGGCGAGAGGAGGGUAGUGAGACGCGGUCAAGGUUGCGAGCCGCAUACGUUCUGGCAGUAGCGCCGAGGGAGGACACGGUCGCGGGGGCGAAGUGAGCGCGGGGACUGGCGGGAGCCGCCCGGUGGCGCUCUAGUCGUGGUGGGACCCCUUUGAGGGAAGGAGCGGCGAGGAGGGCCUCCACUUGGGUUCUAGCGCAUCGGAGCCCGGAACGACGCAGGCGGCAGUAGAGAUGGGGACGGCGAAGAGAUCUCCUGGCGGAGCGGGAGUGGUAAAGAGAUGAUCUAGAGAAAGCACAGCGGAGGGGGCAGUGUGGAGGGUCGUAGAGGUGAGGCGACGGCUGUACAGGGCACCGGACACGAAAGGCUCCUGUAGAUGAGCGUAGAUGUGAAGUAGCAAUGCAGAGGGCCUGAAGAGGGUUCGAAGAGAUAUUUAUGAGGGAGAAGUUGCAAGAAAGAAGUUACCUCGAGUGGGCUCUGUAGAGUGCUGUGCAGAGGAUCCCUAGAGUCUGAGCUAGUAAAGGCACCCGAAGCAGGGACUGAAGGCAUUACAAACAGUGAUUCCCUCGACUGCACUAGGAAUGUGGGUACUCCUUCGAGGCGGGUACCCCCUCCGUAUGCUGCUGCCCCUGCGUGCGGAGUGGAUGGGUCGGAGGGGCCUGCCCAGAAGCUUGGCCCCAGGCCCUCCUCGCAGGCGUUACAGGAAGGAGGCUCUCCCAGCCUUGGAGGUACCAGUGUUGCCCGUAACUGCAACUGAAAUCCGCCAAUAUUUGCGGGCACAUGGGAUCCCCUUCCAGGAUGGCCACAGCUGCCUGCGGGCACCAAGCCCCUUUGUGAAGGCCUUGGAGCUCAAGGACCAGAGUGGUGCUACUGCUUCCUUCAGCGUUUUCAUUGACAAGACCACAGGCCGCUUUCUCUGCAUGACCAGCCUAGCAGAGGGGAGCUGGGAAGACUUUCAGGCCAGCGUGGAGGGGCAAGGGGAUGGGGCGAGAGAAGGGAUCCUGCUCGGUGAGGCCCCAGAAGCUGAGGACAGUGAGGAGGUCCGGAGGAUCUGGGACCGAGCCAUACCUCUCUGGGAGCUGCCUGAGCCGGUGGAGGGCCAGCUGGCUCGUGUGAUGUUUGGCCUUACCAAAGUGACUGAUGACACGCUCAGGCGUUUCAAUGUGCGGUAUUUGUGGUCUGCUCGCAGCCUUGUCUUCCCUUGGCUCUCCCCUGGAGGUGUGGGAUUACGAGGGCUGAAGCUACUAGGUGCCGAAGGCCAGGGAGACGGAGUGCAGUAUAAGGAAACCACCAUUCCCCGGCCUGGUGUCUACUACAAUCUGUUUGGAUUACCACUGAUCAGUCGGCGAGAUGUUGAGGUGGUAUUGACGAGUCGUGAGCUGGACAGCUUGGCCUUAAACCAAGCCACAGGGCUGCCCACCCUGGCCCUGCCCCGAGGAAUAGCCUGCUUACCUCCUGCCUUGCUCCCUUACCUCGAACAGUUUCGACGUAUUGUGCUCUGGCUGGGAGAUGACCUUCGGUCCUGGGAAGCUGCCAAGUUGUUUGCCCGAAAACUGAAUCCCAAGCGAUGCUCCUUGGUGCGGCCUGGGGACCAGCAGCCCCGUCCCCUGGAGGCCCUGAACAGAGGUUUGAAUCUUUCUCGUAUUCUGCGUACUGCCCUGCCUGCCUGGCACAAGUCUAUUGUGUCUUUCCGGCAGCUUCGGGAGGAGGUGCUAGGAGAACUGUCAAAUGUGGAGCAGGCAGCUGGCAUCCGCUGGAACCGCUUCCCAGACCUCAAUCGUCUCUUGAAGGGACAUCGGAAGGGCGAGCUAACAGUCUUCACGGGGCCAACAGGCAGUGGAAAGACGACAUUCAUCAGUGAGUAUGCCCUGGAUUUGUGUACCCAGGGGGUAAACACACUGUGGGGUAGCUUUGAGAUCAGCAACGUGAGACUAGCCCGAGUCAUGCUGACACAGUUCGCUGUGGGGCGGCUAGAAGAGCAGUUGGACAAAUACGACGAGUGGGCCGACCGCUUUGAGGACCUGCCUCUCUAUUUCAUGACUUUCCAUGGGCAGCAGAGCAUCAGGACUGUAAUAGACACAAUGCAACAUGCAGUAUACGUUUAUGACAUCUGCCAUGUGGUCAUCGACAAUCUGCAGUUCAUGAUGGGGCAUGAGCAGUUGUCCACAGACAGGAUUGCAGCUCAAGACUACAUCGUUGGGGCCUUUCGAAAGUUUGCAACAGACAAUAGCUGCCAUGUGACACUGGUCAUUCAUCCCCGGAAAGAGGAUGAUGAUAAGGAACUGCAGACAGCAUCAAUUUUUGGCUCAGCCAAAGCAAGCCAGGAAGCAGACAAUGUUCUGAUCCUACAGGACAGGAAGCUGGUAACUGGUCCAGGGAAACGGUAUCUGCAGGUGUCCAAGAACCGCUUUGAUGGAGACGUAGGUGUCUUUCCACUUGAAUUCAACAAGAGCUCUCUUACCUUCUCCAUACCACCCAAGAGCAAGGCUCGGCUCAAGAAGGUCAAGGAUGACAACGGGCUUGUGACCAAGAAGCCCUCCUCUGGCAAAAAAGGGGCUGUGCCCCAGAAUUCUGAGACUUGCUUGGGUCAGUCCCACCACCCCUAUCAGCCAGACCUCUCCAAGCCCUCAAGGUGAAAGCAGUGCAGAGCUGAACACUGAAAUGAGCCUGACAGGAUAGGCUGGGACACAGACUUUCUUAGCCCUCUGCUAAGGCUAUCUCUGUCCUUCAGUCCUAAGCUAAGGAUGCUCUCCAGUCAGAGGAGCCUAACCUAGAGCAGAGUUCCAUACUGAGAGAGAAUUCAAUUCAGCAAGAGAACUUCUGUGUGCCUGUACUGGGACUACAGCGCUGACAAGACAGAUGAGGACCCUGCUUCCCUAGAAUCUGCAGUCUGGUAAAGGAGACAAGAAGAGUAAUAAACACAAAAUGUGUUUUUUAGACAGUGAGAUAUACUAUGAAGAAAAAAGUCAUGCAAUAAUGCUUACAAGCUAGUUUAGAUUAAGGUCUAAACAGGUAUCUCUCAACAGAGGACAUUGGAGCUGGGGUCUAAAGAACUAGGACUGAGCCAGGGGAACAUCUGGAGAAAGAGCGAUCCAAGCAGAGGGAAAAUUAGACACAGAGGCCAUGAGGUGGGAAUGAGUAAAUGGAGUUCAAAGCACUGAGUUCAGGCCCCCUGAACCUGGAAGGGAAUAGAGGACUUGCCAAAACUCCAGUCUAGGUUUCUGGAGCCAAAGGCUGACACGGUGGGUACCAGACUCCUCUGCUGCCCACUCUGGACCCUGCCACGAGGUGGCACUCGCCACCAUUGGAUCCUAGGUGCUUGGCCCUGUAAUAUCAAGGCCCCAGAAGUGGAAGCUGGCCAGAGAGCCAUGAAAGAAAACUGUGAGCUCAGAGUGCCUGCCACCUGGACAAUGAUUCCAUGUUAUGCUGCCUCAAAUGAUUGUAGAGCCUUUUCUAGUUUUACUGAAAAAAAAAUUUUUUUCCAUUGCC